AUGCCGACACCAUCGAGGACCCGUGUCGCGGCGCGGCCUGGGGCCGUGCAGAAGUCCAAGCAACAGACCAUGACGUCGAUGGCAGCAAAGGCGUCGACGACAACACCGUCGUCCAACAGGCUGGGCUCGUCGCCCGCCUCGGCACGGAACAAGAUGGCCGCACCCGCAGUCAAGGGCCCGCCGAACAAGAGCAUCCUCAGCUUCUUCAAAAAAGUGCCGCCACCAGAAGAGUCGAUGUUUGUGGCCGGCUCGGUCGAUGCGGUCUGGAAGCAGCUGGCGGCAAGCCAAGGCAACGAAGAAAACGAGGUUGUGGUCGAGGCAGAAGACGAGGUGGGGAUGGUGCACGACACAGGAGACCGGUUCAACGAGUGCACAGGAUCUGUCAAGCGGCGACGCUUGAGCGAGGAGCAGCCCACUUCCACGCCAACACCAACAGCAAGAGCCACCCAGCGAGGGCCUUUUGUCGACGAAUCCGACUCGGAUUCGGAUGCCGAAGGUGGCAGUCACAGUCAAAAGCGCGGCUCUCUGCGGCCCCCAGCUGCACAAAACGACGAAGCGAUCACGCUCUCCCCACGCCGCCUCGAAACCCACACCUCGUUUGACGAGACCUUUCUCAAAAUCGACAUGAAGACGACCGAUACAGCAGAGAACACAGAUGCCGACAACGUUGUCAACAUCGACGACUUCAACGACCUCGACGACACCGACUUUGCCGGAUUUGCGGACCUCGACGACGACGACGACGCCUUUGCUCUUGCCGGCGAAGAGUUCCGCGAGCGGAAGUACAUGGAGGCCCAGGCGCGAUUAGAAGCCGACGCCGAGGCCGGUGUUCUGGCGAACGACAACCAUCCGAGAGACGAAGCAGCCGAUGGGUGUCCCAUCUGCGGUACGAGUUUGGCCGGCAAGACCUCCGACCAAGCCACCGUACAUGUCAACGCAUGUCUGGACGGCCUGACGAGCGGCACCGCAAACACCCCACAAGAAGCACCACAUCCACCACCACCACCAACCAAGAACACGGCAGCAACACAACACACCACAAGUGAGCCCCGAGCAAGCACCGCCCUGUCCGGCUUCUCCAAGCGGUUCAUGCGGACAGCGCAGCCUCGGCCCGGCCAGGCCAACCCCAUUGCGUUUGGCGGCAGCGGACCGGGCGGCGUAUCCUCGUCCAACGGUCCAGGAUCGGCCUUUGCCAAGCUCAUGUCCGGCCACGCCGAGGACGAGGCCUGGGCCACCGCCGCUGCGUUCGAGGUGGCCUCCCGCGGCAGGCCCGCAUAUGAGCGCACCUGUCCCUUUUACAAGAUCAUGCCCGGCUUUUCGAUUUGCGUGGACGCGUUCCGGUACGGCGCCGUCGAGGGCUGCCGCGCCUACUUUCUGAGCCAUUUCCACAGCGACCACUACAUUGGCCUCACGGCCAAGUGGUGCCACGGCCCCAUCUACUGUUCGCAGGUCACGGCCAGCCUCGUGCGCAGCCAGCUGGGCACGGCCGCGCAGUACGUCGUCGCUCUCGAUUUUGAAGCGACGGUGCCCGUGCCGGGCAUCGACGGCGUCCGCGUCACCAUGAUCCCGGCCAACCACUGCCCGGGCAGCGCCAUGUUUCUGUUUGAAAAGACGAUGCAGCCCACCGGGCGCAUCCACCGCAUCCUGCACUGCGGCGAUUUCCGCGCGUGCCGCGCACACGUGGACCACCCGCUGCUGGCGGCGGACACGCUGGAUGCGCUCACCAAGAAGAAGAAGCAGCAGCGGAUCGACGUCUGCUACCUGGACACGACGUACCUCAACCCGCGGUACUCGUUCCCGCCGCAGGACGAUGUCGUGGCGGCGUGUGCGGCGCUGUGCGCCACGCUCGACCAGAGCCUGCGGGCCGGCGACGAGGGCGCGUGGAACACGGCGCUGCGGCGGCGCGCGACCGGCGGCGGCGACGGCAGCGGGAGCGUCAAGGACUUUUUCAAACGGGCCAACAGCAGCGGGGGACCUGGAGACGCAGCUGUACCGGAGGCUGUCACACCGCAACAACCCGUGUCGCCACCACGCGAUGCGCUGGCCGUUCUUGGUCGCCGCGCGACCGACCGCGACCGCAACCGUCUGCUGGUCGUCUGCGGCACCUACAGCAUCGGCAAAGAGCGCAUCUGCAAGGCCAUUGCCCAGGCCCUGGGGUCCAAGAUUUACGCGUCGCCCGCCAAGAUCAAGGUGGUCGCCCAGCUCGGCGACCCGGAGCUCACGGCGCUCAUGACGAGCGACGCCACCGAGGCCCAGGUCCACAUGCAGAUGCUUAUGGAACUGCGCGCCGAGACGCUGGCCGAGUACCUGGACGGGUACAAGGCGCACUUUUCGCGGAUUGUGGGGUUUCGGCCGUCGGGGUGGAACUACCGCCCCGGCCAAGCAUCCGGGGCGCCGGCACCGGGGUCCGCGGCUGUCGCCAGCGCGUCUGGAGCCGCCACCGCCGCCGCCACCCCGUCGGCCGCCCUCGCGCCCUCGACGCUCCCCACCACCACGCUCCUCCACGGCGCCGGCUGGCGCACCCGCUUCGGUGCGCGCGACCUCGUGCCCCAGCGCGGCAGCACGCAGGACGCCAUCUGCCUGGGCGUGCCCUACAGCGAGCACAGCUCGUUCCGGGAGCUCGCGCUCUUUCUCAUGGCGCUGCGCAUCGACAAGGUCGUGCCCACGGUCAAUGUCGGCAGCGACGUGUCGCGGAAGCGCAUGAAGGCAUGGAUCGACCGGUGGCUGGCGGAGCGGCGGCGGGGCGGGUUGGUGCAGACGCUGGUGGAGGGCGGUCCAGACGGCAAAGAUGGGCAGAAGUCUCGGCUUUGGGACGGCAAGGAUGGGAAGGGCGGUGUUGCAUAUUGGUAG
Sporothrix schenckii 1099-18 is the source of this 2850-nucleotide messenger RNA. RefSeq names its product DNA cross-link repair 1A protein. The record is from RefSeq and is a predicted model, not a curated record. Lineage: Eukaryota; Fungi; Ascomycota; Sordariomycetes; Ophiostomatales; Ophiostomataceae. Gene Ontology annotation, biological process: interstrand cross-link repair; protection from non-homologous end joining at telomere; double-strand break repair via nonhomologous end joining. The transcript has a single exon. The coding region runs from base 1 to 2850 and encodes 949 amino acids. Gene Ontology annotation, molecular function: damaged DNA binding; 5'-3' DNA exonuclease activity.